This is a messenger RNA of Lasiosphaeria miniovina, 822 nucleotides long. RefSeq lists its product as uncharacterized. The coding region runs from base 1 to 822 and encodes 273 amino acids. NCBI's taxonomy places the organism in Eukaryota, Fungi, Ascomycota, Sordariomycetes, Sordariales, Lasiosphaeriaceae. The transcript has 2 exons. The record is from RefSeq and is a predicted model, not a curated record. Gene Ontology annotation, cellular component: mitochondrion.
AUGUCCAAAGAGGGCCACUUGGAGAGAACCGCAAAUGAACCCCGUGAUCUAUUUCUCCCAGGACAAUGGCUCGACGUGUACGUGCCAACAGUAGCCAAGCCCGGCGGGUUCACCAUCACGUCGGCACCGUCCUCAGCAGCAGCAGCAAGACGACCAGGCUACCUUGAGCUAGCGAUCCAGCAGUCGCCCGACAACGCGCCGGCGGCGUGGCUGUGGCAGCAGCCCGCAGACAAAAUCCUCGGCUCUGAGCUCCGCGUGCGCGUGGGCGGGAGUUUCGUGUGGCCGCCGGCACCACCGUUCGAGCCUAGACGUGCAGUGUUCGUGGCGGGCGGCGUAGGGAUCAACCCGCUCAUGAGCAUUCUCAGCGCGCUGGCCGAGAGCAGCCGACGGCGCGCGGACGUGGAGGUCUGCGUGCUGUACUCGGUGAAGAUGCCGUCGCCGACGUUGACGGGAGCGAUAUCGGCCGAUGGGAUCCUGUUCCUGGACAGGAUUGCCGCGCUCUUAGGUUCCACUGCACAACAGCCGCCGCCGCUCAGGGGCGCGCUGGAGUUGUAUCUCACUGGGGGUGGGGGAGCGGAGCAGACAGCAGCGCCCGGCAACGGCAGGCAGGAAGUACUGGCAUGUAACGGCAUUGAUGUGCCAUUCUCUAGGAGGAGGAUUACUGUGCAGGACAUAGAGUCCGCGUUAGGCCAUGAUAAGGAGUCGGCUGUCGUCUACAUCUGCGGCGUCCCAGUCAUGACGGAUGAGUUCGUCAGGGGGCUUUAUUCGCUGGGUGGUCUCGGACUAAAGACACAUCAAGUUCUUUUUGAGAAGUGGUGGUGA